Molecule: messenger RNA, 2789 nt
Organism: Conger conger (European conger)
Lineage: Eukaryota; Metazoa; Chordata; Actinopteri; Anguilliformes; Congridae
Product: calcium release-activated calcium channel protein 1-like
Exons: 2
Coding region: 237-908 (223 amino acids)
Biological process (GO): store-operated calcium entry
Cellular component (GO): membrane
Molecular function (GO): store-operated calcium channel activity
Source: RefSeq, a predicted model, not a curated record
CUGUGCCGCAUUGGCUUCUGGGUAACUCGGGUGCAGUUUCCUGAGAAAGUGGCUUGAUAGCUGUAGGGGGGUCUGUAAUUGAGAGAGUUGGGGGUCGAAAAGUUACCUGGGUCCGGCAUUCUCACGCAUAUCUCACCACCCAGUCUGAUGAAUUGCUAUCGUUGGGUGUUCUUGCAGAGACAGAACGGUGCGCCGGGGACGCGGUUCGGGCGGGAAUAGAGGAGAGUGAAGCCGCGAUGAGCCUGAACGAACAUUCGUUGCAGGCUCUCUCCUGGAGGAAGCUGUACUUAAGCCGAGCGAAGCUCAAGGCUUCCAGUCGGACGUCAGCUCUUCUCUCGGGUUUCGCAAUGGUGGCGAUGGUGGAGGUCCAGCUGGAGAGGAACCACGAGUACCCCCCAGGGCUGCUGAUAGCCUUCAGCGCCUGCACCACCGUGCUGGUGGCCGUGCACCUGUUCGCCCUGAUGGUGAGCACCUGCAUCCUGCCCAACAUCGAGGCCGUCAGCAACGUGCACAACCUCAACUCGGUGCGCGAGUCUCCGCACGAGCGCAUGCACCACCACAUCGAGCUGGCCUGGGCCUUCUCCACGGUCAUCGGCACGCUACUCUUCCUGGCCGAGGUGGUGCUGCUCUGCUGGGUGAAGUUCCUGCCCAUCAAACGGCCGUCCGAGCAGAAGAACGACACCAUCUCCGCGGGCGCGGCCGCCGCCAUCACCUCCACCUCCAUCAUGGUGCCGUUCGGCCUGGUCUUCAUCCUGUUCGCCGUGCACUUUUACCGCUCGCUCGUCAGCCACAAGACCGACCGGCAGUUCCAGGAACUGGAGGAGCUGUCCAACCUGACCAGGCUGCAGAACGAACUGGACCAACGAGGAGAUGCCCCCAACCUGUCCCCCUCCGCCCAGUUCCCCUAACGAAGCCCCGCCCUGCGUCCCUCCGCCCAGUUCCCCUAACGAAGCCCCAACCUGUCUCCCUCCGCCCAGUCUCUCUCUCUCUCUCUCUCUCUCUCUCUCUCUCUCUCUCUCUCUCUCUCUCUCUCUCUCUCUCUCUCUCUCUCCCUCUCCCUCUCCCUCUCCCUCUCCGCCCAAUUGACCUAAUGACACCCUGCCCUUCAUCCAUUUCCCUAGUAAGCCACGUGCCUCUUUUUGCCUGAAAGAGAAAUUCUACCAUAAGUCACGGUUAAUAAGACUUGACCACCUGGUCACUUAGUCUGCAAUGCAUGUACAGACUGUAAAGAUGUUAUGCUUGAUUUCUAAAAUUAUAUUUCUGCUGCCUUCAAGAGAGAUUUUAAAUACAAUGAAGUGUGUGUAUUUGUAAUGUGUUACUGGUUUGUCAGUGGAAGUGCCAUACAUUUUUACUGUUCAUUCAAUGGCUUUUUAUGGCUUUCGCCAUAAAGACGGUGGAACUUUGGAAGGUGAUGUGUCAAAUUUCUACAAACGAGAGAAAAUACAUAUAUUUUACAUUUGUUCCACUGUGGAGUUCGAAGAUCUUGGACUUUUGGACAAACUCCAGUACUUGGGGGCCACGGUGUCAGUGCUGGCUUUCAGGGUGAUCUUGAUGAAUCUGAUUUUUGGUGAAUCUAAUUUUAUUACAUUAAAUUACUGCCCUCUUAUCCAGAGUGACGUACAGAGCGAUUAGACUAAGCAGGAGACAAUCCUCCCCUGGUGCAAUGCAGGGUUAAGGGCCUUGCUCAACGGUUGUGCAGAUCUUAUUGUGGCUACACCGGGGAUCAAACCACCGACCUUGCGGGUCCCAGUCAUGUACCUUAACCACUAUGCUACAGGCCGCCCAAGUCGUUGGCAGGCCAGUAUCCACACACCUUAAUGGCCUUAACUGGCAAGUGAUUGAAAGGAAGCCACAAAAACCAGCCGACACUGUGGCCCCCUGGGAUUUUGACACUCCUGGUUUAACACAUCUGCUCACUAGGCCAGUGAUUGGCCAGUGUAUGUGCAUGAUUCUGUUUGACCUCCUGCUCAAUUAGCUCAUCAGCUGUGUACACUAACCCUAGAUCCGUCAUAUAUUUGACCACAGUAAAACAUUUUGUAUCGCUAUACAAAAAGUACACAAUCAGAUUUGUAUUAACCACUUUGAUUAUAUUUGUCCCAGAAAUUAUUUAAGGUACUGUGAAACUGUGCCUUACAGAUGUGUGUGCCAAAUUGCGUGACAUUACAUGAGCUAGUGAUGGGGUUAGGGGUAGGGAUGCUGUAUGAGAUUCUCACUGAUUUGCAGUGUUUAUGGAUUUGUGGAACAAAACCUUUUGAUUGGUCCAAGAAGUUUGUUAUCAAGGAUUGACCACUCAUUGUAGCUCCACAUAGCAUCGUGUUUAUCAAUCUGUGGUAAGCAAUCUCAGCAAGUCUCCCCUCAAAGGUGGUUGAACGAUGGUGUCUGUACACAGCCAAUUGGAUAGUUCGGUGAGCAUAAUCAGAUGAGAUAAAACAACAGGCCUCUGAUUAGUUAGAAUCCUCAGAGGAUGAAUAUGUUUUGAUGCCUUUCAUUUUGAUACCUUUCUGAAUGUUCAAGCAAUUGAGUGUAAUCAGCUUGUGUGGUAAAUUAUUGAUUUUGUUUUGCCAAACUUACAUUUACGACCCGUUUCAAAUGUAUUUUAUGUUGAGUGGUGUAUAGUUGUAUCUUUUGUACAGUUGCUUGGUGUUCACUUGAGUUUGUGUCUGCACCUAUAUUUCCCUUCUUGAAGAUUGUGCCUGGUAGUUCUCUAAAUGAACAGCACUACUGUUGGUCUUGUCUAUUUAAAUAUUUUACAUUUUGGAAAAAAAAUAUAUAAACAUGCUUUGAAUUCA